Funneliformis geosporum is the source of this 666-nucleotide messenger RNA. NCBI's taxonomy places the organism in Eukaryota, Fungi, Glomeromycota, Glomeromycetes, Glomerales, Glomeraceae. The record is from the annotation of a GenBank genome assembly.
AUGUCUAUCAAAAUUGGUCUAGUUGUGAAAGGUGCUUCGCAAGGCCUCGGCUUAGGCAACGAAUUUUUAUCUCACAUUCGAGAAGUAGAUUUAAUUUGCCAUGUUCUCCGCUGUUUUCCAAAAAAAGAAAUCGUUCACGUUGAAAAAUCAGUUGACCCCCUUCGGGAUUUUGAAAUAAUUCAAUUAGAACUAAUUUUAGCCGAUUUACAACAAAUAAAAAAAAGGUUAGGGAAAAUAAAAUUAAAAGACGAAAAAACUAAAAAAGAGCAAGAAAUUUUACAACUAAUUCAGAAAGAAUUGGAAAACGGGAAAGCAAUUAACCAAUUAAGUCUAACCGAAGAAGAAAAAGAAAUAAUAAAACCCCAUAAUUUUCUCACUAAAAAACCCUUUUUUUUGCUGGCGAAUUAUAGCGGAGAGGAAAGUGAAAUCCAAAAACUAGAAACUUAUGCCCACCAAAAGGAAUUAGAUUUAUUUCCCCUCGCAAUCAAACUGGAAGGAGAAGUAGAAGAAUUAACCACUGCCGAAAAGGAAGAAAUUGUCGGAAAGGAUGAAGUGAAAAGUUGGUUGGCCGAACAAAAAAUGGAGGCUCGUGCGUGUGCGGGACUAAUUCACUCCGAUAUUCAAAAAAAUUUUAUCAGUGUAGAAGUGUAUAAUUAUACUGAUUGA